AUUGUGCUUACACGUUCUUUUCCCGUUGCAGUACGCUAUUAAGAUAUUAAGCAAAAACCUGUGUUUUUUUUAGAUGGCAUGUACCGAGUGCAAUACAUGUAGAUGCCCUCGGAGGCAAGAACUGAUACACCAUUUGGAGUGUGUUCACCAACAGAGAAUGGAGUGCAAAGAAAUGACAUUUAAUUCUGUGGAAGUUCUUUCUGUGGAAGGAACAGAUGGAAGCUGAAGAGAAGGUUUCCUUCAUAAGACCAAGGGGAAAACAGAAAUGUGAUUAUUUUGUUUGCCACCGUUCUGGAUAUGCUGACAAAACAGCUUCAGGCAGAAGGUUAAGGGAACCUUCAAUCAAAAUUGGUGACACCUGCCCUGCCUGUUUGGUAGUCGAAAAUGUGUCAUCUAACAUGGUUAAUGUCAAGUUCUACAGGACACAGUCUCUCUGUGGGUAGCCUACAUCUGACCACAGCUGACAGGGCAAUGGUUGCUGAAUUAAUUGCACAAGGUGUUCCUGAUACUACAAUUUUGAAGAAAGUGAGAGAGAGCAUUCAAGUUGGACUCUUCAGAAGAGUUCAUCUUUUAAGCAAACAAGAUAUUAGAAAUAUUAGGAAAGAAUACAAGCUGGACGAUAGUAGUGCACACCAAGAUGAUGCAACCAGUGUUGAUCUUUGGGUGAGACAACAAGAGUGCCUAGGGAAAGAUUCCCCGGUGAUUUAUUACAAAGCCCAAGGCACUGAGGAUAAUGGAAACAAAUUAUCAGAAAGUGACUUUAUGAUAGCCCUUAUGACUGAGUAUCAGCAGAAAAUGGCAAAAAAAGUUUUGAUAGACAGCACACAUGGCACUAAUAGGUAUAAAUUUUAUCUGACCACACUGUUGACCGUGGAUGAAUUUGGUGCUGGAUGUCCAGUUUCUUAUUGCCUCAGUACACAUACUGACACAAGGUCCAUGCGAGUUUUCUUUGAGCAGAUUAAAAAAUGUCUUGGAAACAUCAAAACAAAGGUAUUCAUGUCUGAUGACUGACAGCUACUACAGUGCCUGGAGUGUAGUUAUGGGCCAUAGUGAACAUAGGUUGUUAUGUACCUGGCACGUUGAUCGGGCAUGGAGACGGAAUAUAUGUGCAAAAGUAAAUGGGAAUGCAAUGCUGAAGAGUACUGUAUACAAAGCUCUGAAAACUUUGCACUUACAGACAGAUAGAGAGAAAUUCUCAGAGCUGCUGGAUGGCUUUCUUACUUGGAGUGCAGAGGAGGAAGGAACUGAGGAGUUUGGCAAGUACUUUAAAGAUAGAUAUUCAUGGAAGGCACAUAUGUGGACAUACAGCUACAGAAUUGGACUUGGCCUUAAUACAAAUAUGUUCUUAGAAGCAAACCAUAAAACUCUUAAAUACUCAUACUUACUGAAGAAAAUAAAUAACAGAGUAGAUAAAUGUAUCCAAGCCCUAUUGCACAGAACGAGGGACUCACUUUUUCAAAGAUUAAUAAGGCUUUGUAAGGGGACACAGAGAACUACACGCAGUGCUGAAAUAAGUAAGAGUCACAGAAGAGGUUGUGGUAUCAAUAAGGAACUGAUACACUGCGUUGAAGAUGGCACAUGGGAUGUAAACACCCUUUCUGAUCGGCCCCCAUAUACUGUCACCUAUACAGAGAACUCUUGCACUGCAUGCCCAUUGUCCUG
Messenger RNA from Schistocerca nitens (vagrant locust), 1662 nucleotides. RefSeq lists its product as uncharacterized. The record is from RefSeq and is a predicted model, not a curated record. The transcript is spliced from 3 exons. Lineage: Eukaryota; Metazoa; Arthropoda; Insecta; Orthoptera; Acrididae. The coding region runs from base 385 to 1011 and encodes 208 amino acids.